AUGAAAACUGUUAAACAGAAUGUCCUUGAUGGAACAUCGAAAUGGUCAGCGAAAUUGAUAAUUACUGUGAUAAGUGCUCAAGGUUUAAUAGCGAAAGAUAAAACUGGAACAUCGGACCCGUAUGUCACUGUUCAAGUCAGCAAUGUGAAAAAACGAACAAAAACAGUUUAUUCAGAAUUAAAUCCAACUUGGAAUGAAAAAUUCGUUUUUGAAUGUCAUAAUUCAUAUGAUCGAAUAAAAGUUCGAGUUUGGGAUGAAGAUGAUGAUAUUCAAGCAAAAUUAAUGCAAAAAUUAACUCAUGAAUCCGAUGAUUUUCUUGGCCAAACGAUUAUUGAAGUUCGAACAUUAUCAGGCGAAAUGGAUAUUUGGUAUAAUUUAGAAAAACGAACGGAUAAAUCAACUGUUUCUGGUGCUAUACAUCUUCAUAUAUCCGUAGAAAUUAAAGGAGAAGAAAAAGUCGCUUCAUAUCGUGCACAAUAUUCUUGCUUACAUGAGAAUCUAUUUUAUACACUGUGUGAAAAUAAUAAUGGCCAACCGAUUAUUCCUGAUGCUAAAGGAGAUGACGCUUGGAAAGUGUGUUUUGAUGAACCUUCACAAGAAAUUGUCAAAGAAUUUGCAAUACGUUAUGGAAUUGAAUCGAUUUAUCAAACAAUGACUCAUUUUGCCUGUCUAUCAACGAAAUAUAUGUGUUCUGGUGUACCUGCUGUAAUGAGUACACUUUUAGCAAAUAUCAACGCUCAAUAUGCACGUACAAUGGCAACAACAGCUACCAAUCAAUUUUUUACUUCCAAUUUUGGAAAAGAUAAAUUUAUCAAAUUACUUGAUCAAUUACACAAUUCAAUUCGUAUUGAUUUAUCGAUGUUUCGAAAUAAUUUUCCAUCAUCAAGUAUCGAUCGAAUGCAAGAUCUCAAAUCUACAGUUGAUCUUCUUACAUCGAUUACAUUCUUUUACAUGAAGGUUCAAGGAUUAAGUUCUCCUCCACGUGCAUCGACAGUGGUUAAAGAUUGUGUGAAAAAUUGUAUAAUUUAUACAUAUAAUUUUCUCUUUGCUAAUUGUGAUGAAGUUUAUAAACGUGAAUCGAAACAACAAACAAAUCCAUUAGAAAAUCAUCAUGAACUGAAUGAUGAUGGAACGCAAAUAUCAUCAAUAGACAAAACAACAACUCAUAGCGUUGAAUCAAAUCUGAAAAGUUUACAGUUUUGGCAUAAAUUAAUAUAUUUAUUAAAAUGUAUCAUUUCGGAAGAUCGAAAACGAUAUAGUUUAGUCUUGAAUCAAUUUCCAUCAGAAUUAAAUGUUGGUCAUAUCAGUGCUGAUACCUUAUGGAACCUUUUAUCAGCUGAUCUGAAAGAUGAGCUUCAAAAACAUGAUCGAAUUCCAGCUAAACGUUCUGCUAUGAAAGGUGAUGAUUAUAUGAGGCUUCAUUUUACGGUUAAAGAAUUCUAUGACACAUCGGUGAAAAUCAUUUCUCAAGCAAAAAAUAGUGUUCCAGAAUAUCCUAAAUGGUUUGAACCAUUUGUCAUUCAAUGGCUAAAUGAAAAUGGUGAUAUAUCCAUGGAAUAUCUUCACAAUGCACUUGAAAAAGAUCGUCAAACAGGAUUUCAAGAAAUAUCUGAGCAUUGUUUAUUUUCUUCAUCUGUUGUUGAUGUUUUUUCUCCAUUGAAUGAAUAUUAUCGAGUUAUUAAAACACUUGAGAUUCAUGAUCCAUUGGUCAUUGCGAAUUAUAUGCAACGUUUUUCUGUUAUUAUAUCUCAAGUGUCACUUGGUUAUGCUAAUGCAAUAUAUCGAACAUUUGAACAGGUUGCAGGUCAAGAUAAUAUUUGUUCGAUUUUAAUGAAUGAUAUUCAACGAUCACGUGUUCAUCUCGAUCAAUUAUAUAAAGUAAUGGGUGGAUCACAAUUAGAUAAUGAAACCAAAUUCAGAUUGAAUGAAUUACAAAAACAAUUAAGUAAUGUUCUCGAUGAAUUAAGUGCCAUGUUUGUCAAAAGUAUUGAACCAACAAUUCGACAAACGAUUGAAGAAGUCAAGAAACAAUUACAACAAAUUAAAGAAAAUCAAAUGAAUUCAGAAAAUAAUAGUGGACAACAGAGAGGAGUCGAAGCCAGUCUGAUUAUGAAAUCAUUAUUGGAUUAUCUCUAUCAAAAAUGGACAGUUUUUGGCAAUCAAUGUGAAAAAACUGUUCGAAAACGGUUGUUAAAAGAAUCGUGGAAAGCCGUGAUUAGUGAUAUUGAAAAAGUGAUUGUUUUACCACCUAUUUCUGAUUCCAACCAUCUAUUAACAAUUUCAUCAACCAAAAGUCAAGAAACUUAUCGACUUUUAUCAGGGGAAUUAGGUCGAGAUAAUGAUCGAAAUUUAACGCAAAACCAAUGUCAAAUCUUAUAUCAUUGUUUGGAAGAUUUAAAAGAAUUUUUUCAAGCAUCAAGUCCAGGUUUAAAGAAAGAUUAUCUAGAAAAAACAACAGAAUUGCAAUCAUUAAAAUAUGUCCUUUCCUUAUACACACAAACAACGGAUUCAUUAAUUAAAACAUUUGUUAAAACAGAAAAAGAACAAAAUCGGCCAGCAUUAGAAGAAUCGUUUGGUGAAGUUUUAAUUGAAGUCGAUCUAUUUACACAUACGGGUAGUGGAGAACAUAAAGUAACUGUCAAAGGUACAAAGAAAAUAGUUUCAAUGCAUUGUUCAUACGUUUUUCUUUUAAAUUUAGUUGUAGCUGCAAAUGGUUUGAAAUGGCGAACCACCAGGAUGUUUUGCCCCUAUGUUGAAUUAGCCAUGUGUGGUCCUCAUCUUAGUGAUAAAAAACAUAAAUAUACUACCAAAAUGAAGAGUAAUACAUGGAUACCGAAAUAUAAUGAAACAUUUCAUUUUCUAUUGGGCAAUGAAGAAGAACCGGAUUGUUAUGAAUUAAAUGUUGCUGUAAAAGAUUAUUCAUUUAUGCGUGAAGAUCGUUUAAUUGGUUUGAAUGUUAUUAAAUUAACACAAGUAUGUGAACAAGAUGCAUGGUCAUCUUGGAUUCCAUUGGGUGCUCGAAUCAAUUUUGAUGAUGCUGGUUUAACUAUUCUAAGAAUCUUAUCACAUCGAACGAAUGAUGAAUUAGCUCGAGAAUUCGUGGCAUUGAAAUCCGCUAGACGACAUAAGGAAGAUGUGUGA
Molecule: messenger RNA, 3141 nt
Organism: Rotaria sp. Silwood2
Lineage: Eukaryota; Metazoa; Rotifera; Eurotatoria; Philodinida; Philodinidae
Source: the annotation of a GenBank genome assembly